GAGAGGCACAGAGGCAGAGGACAGGAGGCAGAGAUGGAGGCGCUGGGGGGCCGCAUGGGGAAGCCUAAUCCGCUCCUCGAGGCCGGCUUCUGCUCCCGCAUCUUCUUCUGGUGGCUGAAUCCAUUGUUUGUUAUUGGUCAUAAACGAAAACUAGAAGAAGAUGAUAUGUAUCAAGUACUCACGGAAGAUUCCUCUAAGGUGCUGGGGGAGGAGUUGCAGUGGUACUGGGAGAAAGAGGUUCAGAAGGCUAAAAAAGAAGCAAGAAUGCCACAUUUAACCAAAGCAAUUAUGCUGUGCUACUGGAAAUCAUACUUAAUGUUGGGAUUUUUCACAUUGAUUGAGGAAACAUUCCAUGUUAUUCAGCCAGUGUUGCUGGGAAUGAUGAUUGCUUAUUUUGAAAACAUUGACUCCCUCGAUGAUCAUGACCAUGCUUUGAAAUACGCCUACAUCUCUGCAGCAGCCUUAUCUGCAUGUACCUUCGUUUUGGCCAUCUCUCAUCACCUGUAUUUUUACCAUGUACAACGUGCUGGCAUGAAGCUGAGAGUAGCCAUGUGCCAUAUGAUUUAUCGCAAGGCACUUCGUCUGAGUAAUACAGCCAUGGGAAAAACUACAACAGGUCAAAUUGUAAACCUUUUGUCAAAUGAUGUGAAUAAAUUUGAUCAGGUGACUAUUUUCUUGCACUAUUUGUGGGCAGCACCCCUUCAAGCAAUAGUUAUAACUGUACUUCUUUGGCUUGAAAUUGGCCCUGCAUGCCUUGCAGGGAUGGCAGUUCUGAUUAUUUUGCUUCCUGUGCAAACUUUCAUUGGGAGGCUGUUCUCCUCUCUGAGGAGCAGGACUGCAGCCUUCACAGAUGUGAGGAUCAGGACCAUGAAUGAAGUCAUAGGUGGAAUGCGGAUCAUAAAGAUGUAUGCCUGGGAGAUGUCUUUUGCUGAUCUUGUCAGCAGCAUCAGAAGGAAGGAGAUUUCCCUGGUUCUUAAGAGCUCUUACCUUCGAGGAAUGAACUUGGCCUCUUUCUUCAUUGCCAGCAAAAUAACUAUGUUCAUGACAUUCAUGACCUAUGUUUUACUUGGCAAUAUUAUCACUGCAAGUCGGGUGUUUGUUGCAGUGUCACUGUACUCUACAGUGAGACUGACAGUCACUCUUUUCUUCCCAGCGGCUAUUGAAAAAGUAUCUGAAGCAUUGGUCAGCAUUCGACGAAUCAAGAACUUUUUGAUCCUUGAUGAAGUUUCUGAGCUCACCCCACCUCUCAAAAGCAGUAAUGAAAAGGCUCUCAUUGUGCACGAUUUGACUUGUUACUGGGAUAAGACUCUGGAAUUACCAACACUUCAGAACAUCUCAUUUACUGUCAGACCGGGAGAGUUACUCAUUGUGAUUGGCCCUGUGGGAGCAGGAAAAUCUUCCCUCUUAAGUGCUGUUCUUGGAGAACUGUCUGCAAGCAAAGGUUUUAUAGACGUUCGAGGAAAAAUAGCUUACGUUUCUCAGCAGCCGUGGGUGUUUUCUGGCACUGUGAGAAGUAACAUACUCUUUGGAAAAGAAUAUCACAGAGAAAAAUACGAGAAGGUUCUAAAAGCCUGUGCUCUUAAAAAAGAUAUGGAACUGUUGGGUGAUGGAGACCUGACAAUGAUAGGAGACAGAGGAGUUACGUUGAGUGGAGGGCAGAAAGCGAGGGUUAAUCUUGCCAGAGCUGUGUAUCAGGAUGCAGACAUCUACCUCCUGGAUGAUCCACUAAGUGCAGUAGAUGCAGAAGUUAGCAGGCAUCUAUUUGAAAAAUGUAUCUGUCAGACUUUGCAGAGAAAGGUGUGUGUUUUAGUGACCCACCAGCUGCAGUAUCUACAGUCUGCAAACCAGAUCUUGAUUUUAAAAGAGGGUAUGGAAGUAGGAAAAGGUAUUUACUCUGACUUCCUGAGAUCGGGAAUAGAUUUUGCAUCACUUUUGAAAAAACCAGAAGAUGAUGAUCAGUUGCCACAUUCUGGAACCCCUGGACACGAGCUGCGAAGGAUCCGUACAUUUUCUCAGUCCUCUGUGUGGUCCAUGGAGUCUUCAGUUCAGUCACAGAAAGAUGGGGCUACAGAACCUCCUCCUAUGGAACCCAUCCUAACUGCACUGCCAGAAGAGAGCCGUUCAGAGGGGAAAAUUGGCUUUAACAUUUAUAAGAAGUAUUUUGCUGCUGGGGCAAAUUAUUUUGUCAUAUUUAUACUUCUUUUUCUCAAUAUUUUGGCACAGGUUGCCUAUGUGCUUCAGGACUGGUGGCUUUCUCAUUGGGCAAAGGAACAACAAAAGCUGAAUGUUACUAUAGAGGGAAACACUGGAAUAAACCAAACAAGAACUCUUGAUCUUGAGUGGUAUUUAGGAAUGUAUGCAGGUUUCACUGUGGUCACAGUACUGUUUGGCAUACUGAGGACUAUAUUGAUGUUUCACGUUUUGGUUAAUGCUGCUCAGACUUUACAUGACAGCAUGUUUCAGUCAAUUUUGAAAGCUCCAGUGCUCUUUUUUGACACAAACCCUAUUGGAAGAAUUCUAAAUCGUUUCUCCAAAGAUAUUGGCCACCUGGAUGACUUGCUUCCAUUAACAUUUCUGGACUUUGUACAGACUUUCCUUCAGAUUUGUGGUGUGGUAGCAGUGGCCAUCGCGGUGAUUCCUUGGGUUCUUAUCCCUUUAGUUCCACUACUUAUUCUUUUCAUCGUUCUUCGUCGGUAUUUCUUGGAUACAUCAAGAGAUAUUAAACGUUUGGAAUCCACAACUCGAAGCCCAGUGUUCUCUCAUUUAUCAUCAUCUCUUCAGGGACUGUGGACUAUUCGUGCUUUUAAAGCAGAGCAAAGAUUCCAAGAAUUGUUUGACGCUCACCAAGAUCUUCACACAGAGGCUUGGUUCUUAUUUUUGACUACCUCUCGAUGGUUUGCUGUACACCUAGAUGCCAUCUGUGCCAUCUUUGUGGCGGUGCUUGCCUUUGGUUCUUUGCUUCUUGCACGAACUCUAGAUGCAGGACAGGUCGGUUUAGCUUUGUCCUAUGCAAUUACUCUCAUGGGGAUGUUUCAGUGGGGAGUUCGACAGAGUGCUGAAACAGAAAAUCUGAUGAUAUCAGCAGAACGAGUAAUGGAAUACACUGACGUUGAGAAGGAAGCACCAUGGGAGUCAAAGAAGCGUCCACCAUUGGAAUGGCCAAAUGAAGGUGUUAUAGCAUUUGAAAAUGUGAACUUCACAUACAGCAUUGAUGGUCCUUUAGUGUUGAAACAUUUAACUGCUGUAAUCAAAUCCAAAGAGAAGAUAGGAAUUGUGGGAAGAACAGGAGCUGGAAAGAGCUCUCUAAUAGCUGCUCUUUUCCGGUUGGCUGAGCCCCAAGGAAGAAUUUGGAUUGAUAAGUAUUUAACAUCAGAACUAGGACUUCACGACUUGAGGAAGAAAAUUUCAAUCAUACCACAGGAGCCAGUUCUCUUUACUGGGACCAUGAGGCGAAACCUGGAUCCUUUUAGUGAAUACACAGAUGAGGAGUUAUGGAAUUCUUUGCAAGAGGUCCAGUUAAAAGAGGCUAUAGAAGAACUGCCUAACAAACUGGAAACUCAGCUUGCAGAAUCUGGAUCUAACUUUAGUGUUGGUCAACGGCAGCUGGUAUGCCUGGCCAGAGCUAUUCUGAAGAAGAAUAAAGUACUGAUUAUUGAUGAAGCAACAGCUAAUGUGGACCCAAGAACGGACGAACUGAUUCAAAAGACCAUCCGUGAAAAAUUUGCCCAGUGUACUGUAUUGACUAUUGCACACAGACUGAACACUAUCAUCGACAGUGACCGGAUUAUGGUUUUGGAUUCAGGACGGCUGAAAGAAUAUGAUGAGCCGUACAUUUUGUUACAAGAAAAGGAAAGCCUGUUUUACAAGAUGGUUCAACAAUUGGGUAAAGCUGAAGCUGACUCCAUAAUAGAAACAGCAAAACAGGCUUAUUUCAAGAAGAAUUAUCCUGAAGUUAUGCCAAGUGGUCAAGCAGUCACCAGAUCAGUAGAUGAUUCUCAAGGAUUAAUUAUUUUUGAGACUGCAGUAUGAUCCCAUGCGAUUAUGGUUUCAGGUUUUUUUUAAGGAGUAUGUAAUACUAAUGCAAUGCAAACCAAAUGUUGCUCUUAAUGGAAAAUGCUGUUUUUGCACUGAAUAACUACUUGUUAUAAUGGGGGGAUCAUGCCCCAUUCAUGUUGGUCAUUCAAUAUUUUUUUAAAAGAAAUGCAGAAUAUUUUGAACUAAGUUUGUUUAAAUGGUUGAUGAUGGGGGAUUAGUAAAUAAAGAUUUUCCCCACACUACAGCACAUGUUCUAAAACUGUUAGGCAAGGGAGGCAUGGGUGACCAUGACUUCCUCUCUUGUUUUAAAAAUGCCUUGACAGAGAAAAGCUGAACUGUAAGCUUCUAUUCCUAAUUGUUGCUCCUGGGUCAUUAAAUGGAUCAGAGGUUCAUUGCUCUUAAUACAGUGCAGCAGGAACAGAGAAAUGGAACUGGUGCUGAUAAGUCCUGCUGCUCUGUCAAUAUCACCUUUGGCCAGAGGUUGACCAGUGGCCUCACUCUAACUGUCAUGGCAUUGCUCUGAUGCCUCAAGCCCACAGUAUUAUAUUUUGGCCUACAUCUCCCAGUAUCCCUCAGCUAGCAUGACUGGUGGAAAAGUAACAUUUCCAUGUUUGGCUUAAACCUGAUCCAGAAGCCUAAGCUGUGAGGGACACCUUGUCUAUGUGCCUUGCCACACUUCACAUGAAAUGUAUCCCACCAGCCACACUGGUGGCUGGCUGCUCUGCUUUUGUGCCUCUGUUUCUAGCACUUGGGAGACAUAAGUCCAAAGUGGUGUAGUCAAAGUGGUGUAGUCACAUUAAAAUAUCAGUCCAUUUGACUGUUGUGGACCUAUUGGCAGAGCUUGGAAUAGUUACUUCCAGCUAGAAGAGUACUGUUUGGAAAGCAAUGUUUUCACACUAUGCCUGUUAGUAUAUUUAAGCCAAUGGUACCAGACACUUCUGACCUUCACUUUUGUAAUGCAUCUUCUCAGGUGGAAAAUAAAGAAUGUAUUUUUUCUAAUUUUGCAUUUAAAAACAAAUCUAAGAUGAAUGAAUGUUACUUUAUGAAAAGAAUGUAUAUUUAUAACUUCUAAACUGUAUCUGUGUAAUGUUCAUACAAAUCUUUUAAAAUGCCUCUACAAAAGUUUUCUUUCAAGAAAUGAGCAAUGUUACUUUUCUGGAGAUAACUUUUAAAGCAUGCCCUUUUUAUCUUGAUUUUGGUAAGAAGUAAAAUAAUGAGAUGGACACUUGCCACAAACAAUUGUACUUCAGGCUCAUAUAUACAGUAAUAUACUACUACAUAUAAAGGGGAUGAAGUUUAGCGCCAUUGGCUGCCAACAUAGUACUUUCAGGGGAGUAAAUCCCAACAGACUGUGGCCAAAAUCCUACAUUGUUGAGCAUAAUGUAAAAGUUUGACAUGUAGGAAUCUGCUACAACAAAAGACCAAGGAUAUCUUCCACCAAGAUCCAUUGGUUUUCUGGCGGACUCAAUGAAUGGUGUCAUGGGUCUACAUCUUGCCAUGGGAUUUGCUCUGCUUUUCACAAGCAGGGGAAUAGCUGUGUGAGGCAAGGCUGUCACAUUCCAAUGGAGAGCCGAGGAGGGGCUUUGGACUUUGACUAAGAUGGAGUGACCAAAACAACAACACUUACACAGCCAUAAAGCUACUACAUAUGUCAGUAACAAGAUGCCACCAUUAAGUACAGGUUGAGUCUCCCUUAUCUGGAAUUCCAAAAUCUGAAAUAUUCCAAAAACUAAAACUUACUUCAUGGGUGGCUAGGAUAGUGACACCUUAGCUUUCUGAUAGCUCAGUGCACACAAAAUUUAUUUCAUGCACAAAAUAAAAAUAUUAUAUAAAAUUACCUUCUGGAAAUUGUAUAAGGUAUAUAUGAAACAUAAAUGAAUUUUGUGUUUAGACUGGGUCCCAUCUUCAAGAUAUCUCAUUAAGUAUGUAUAUGAAAAUACAGGUAUUCCAAAAUCCAAAUAAAAUAAAUCUGAAAUCCCCAAAACCUCUGUUUCCAGACUUUUCAGAUAAAGGAGAUUCAAUCUGUAUUUUAAAAACCACCCCAGGGUUCCCUCCUCAUUUUUUCAAGCAAGUUAUUUUUUGGGAAUUACAAACAGCCUCUGCUCAGGAGAAGCCUUUAUUUAACAAUAAUGCCAUAAUCUGAAUUCUAAUUUGCUUCCUUGUUAAAUAAAGGCCUCUCUGGGCACUAGAGUGAGGUGGGGGAUAAACAAAGUAAAAUUGCCACCGGAUUGGGUUAUUUUGAGUUUUUAAAACUGGGAGAAAAAUCUGAACACUCUGGAGUUAUGACCCUCUAGGACUAGGUUCCUGCCAUUAUGACACCCCAAACCUUGGCAAUUCUCCACCUCUGAUUUAAGGGUCAGGGUAAUCUUUCUGAUGCCAAGCAGUUUUGCAGAUACACUCCUCACCCUGUUUUGUGUGUGUGUGAUACAGUAUCCCUUCCAGAUGAACUUUCUCAGGAUCAACACCUCGGCUUGGGAAAAGGUCAAGUCAAUUUUGAAUUACUGGUUGUGAACAUGCCACCAAAUGCUUUUCCUGUUACUACCUCUUUAAAAGAUAUGCUUUCUGAAUGUUCAAGUAAAAAUGACCAAGGAGUGCUAGAAUCACAAAACCAUUUUUAAACGCAGAUGCCUUGUUGAGACACAUAGAAGAUUUGUUCUUUGCUAUAAACCUGUAUAUGAGAGAAAUCCAGCUAAAGCCUCAUUUCUCGUGAUGACCAUUGUUGAAUGAUGGGGGGCUCUUAAAGACUACAUUUAUCUCUUCACAGAUUUUGGCCUAUAAUCAAGAGGCUGUAACUUUUGAAAUAAGCAACUUCGAAAGUAAUAUAUACCUGGUGGUUUAAAGCCUUGGUCUGUAAUAGUUAAAACCUCAGGUGUUCCAUAAGCUGUAUGGCAGAUUUAUAACUGGCCUAUCCAUUAGACAUACAACUGGUUUUAGAAAUAAAAUGUUGAGGCUGGAUGGGCAUCUUUCAAGAGUGCUAUAGCUGUGUAUUCCUGCAGAGCAAGGGCUUGGACUAGUUGGCCUUUGUGACCCCUUCCAAAACUAAGAUUCUCUGAUUCUAUUUGCAUAGUUUUGAUGGUACAAAAUAGUCUUCUGUACUAAGAAGCUAUGCAUAUAUUGGUUCAGUGGUGUUUAGCAUAAAUUAUUUCUCCCUAAAUUGAUUUGAGGGUGAGGUUGCCACCUCACAGAGCCGGAGCAAGAAACUCUGGUUUCUUCCUUCUGUCGAGAGACCGAGACGGAUCUUGCUGUAUCAGGUCAUAAAAGUAGCAUAUUUUACUUACUUGAAUCAAUUUGAUAUUGUAGCUUUUCGAAUGUUAACAAAAAUGCUAGGUAUUUGUGAGAAUGCUGUAUGUGCUGUUUUAACGUGUUUUGACAAGAUAAUCUUGCCUUCAUGCAGCCUGAUGUCAGUGUAAUAGAUACCGAAAUGAAAAACAGAGUUGGAGACUACCAACAAAUGAGCUAUGAAUCUUUCUCAGCUCCAUUAAAUAAUAGCUUUACAUUCUGUAAAGAGUGUGGAAGGCAUGACACAGAUCUAAACCCUUGCUUGGGAGGUGUAAUUGUUGAUACACAGCACACACCCUGAAUGUCAUACUCAUCACUUUUGGGGGUCCUCUGUAGUUUCGGGAUGGGCAAUACAAAGCAUUGAAUCUGACAGGAAAACCACACAUUACACAAUUAUGCAUUAAUAGAAAUGGUUUUGUUUCUGCAAGCAAGGCUUGGGUCCAGGUCAAUGUAUUUAAGCAAUAAUUGCUUUAAAUUGUUCUAUUUUUAUUUUCAGAACAUUGAGAAGUUGUCUAAUAAGGUCACAAACGAUUUAGUUGCAUUUUGAGAGAGUGGGUUUUAAAAAAUGGAAGCUGAUUUGCCUUCUAAGUUAAAUUUCAAAUCUGUAAGGAAGACUACCAUGAUUUAUCUUUUCAAACAUGCAAACAUAUUGAACUUACUGCUUUUUGUAUCUCCUCACACAUCCCUUUCCAAAAUGAUUUAGUUUAGCCCUUUAAAGCUGAGAGUAGACCUAACUAUGUCUUUGAAACUAACAGAUUCCCAAGGGAUGUUGAUACCACUGUCACCACAACCCUUGUUAAACAAAUUACAUAGAAAUUUGAUAUGGAAGUAGCAAUCUCUACACAACUGAAAAAGCAUAUAGCUUUAUUUUUUGUCACCAGUUGCCUUUAUAGUCUACUAAAGAUUUAUGGAAACUUAAAACUCCAAAUGGACAUGUUUGUGUGUCCUUAGGAUAAAGCAGCAGGAAUUGUUCUCAAAUCUUGCUUCCGAGUUUGUAAUAACCAAUAGUAAUAAUCUACAAAACAUUGCCUCUGGGGGGGGGAGACCCCCGCGGAAGGUUUGUGUAGCAAAACAAACACAGUUGAUUCUCUGAGCAUAUGAAAUGGAAAUGCUAGGAAGGGUCUGUGUUUUUUACCAAGUCAAUUAAUUUAUUGUGUAAUUGAAGUUGAUUAAGUCUUGAUUUGUUUCCUGGCUACAGAAAGGAACAAUUUAUUAAACUUGAGUAGCUAAAACAACAGAGUUGAAAACUGAAGGGCUUGCUUACAAUUAUUAAAGAAAGAUCUAGAGGCCUUCCAUUGCAUCAGAUUUUCUUUCCAGUCCUACUAUUUGAUGUACUCCGUAUCUAUAUUUUUGUUCCAUCUCUAAAAUGACUUAUUUAUGUUAAAUAAAAACAAUGGGCUUGGGAGAUGUCUAUUUUUUAUUUCUGGCAUACACUUCAGUUUUGUAAGGCAACUUUGUCCUUUUUAUGUGUAUUUCUAAUAUGAGUCUAUUUUAGUGUCUUUUUGUUUUUAUAAUAAAAGGUAUAUUUUUAAUUGACUAUUUUAGUCGCAAGACUUGUUACACUGCAAAAUCUGCCAAACAAUAAA
Molecule: messenger RNA, 8900 nt
Organism: Sceloporus undulatus (fence lizard)
Lineage: Eukaryota; Metazoa; Chordata; Lepidosauria; Squamata; Phrynosomatidae
Gene: ABCC4
Product: ATP binding cassette subfamily C member 4
Exons: 31
Coding region: 34-4029 (1331 amino acids)
Biological process (GO): transmembrane transport
Cellular component (GO): plasma membrane
Molecular function (GO): ATP binding; ABC-type transporter activity; ATP hydrolysis activity
Source: RefSeq, a predicted model, not a curated record